This is a messenger RNA of Hyaloperonospora brassicae, 681 nucleotides long. The record is from the annotation of a GenBank genome assembly. Lineage: Eukaryota; Oomycota; Peronosporomycetes; Peronosporales; Peronosporaceae.
AUGGUCAGACCACUUAAUCAGGAAUGGAAGCUCUUUGGUCACAAGUAUCGCGUGGCCGGCUCCAAGUGCCCCAAAGUGGACUGCAAGGCCUGUCAAGCGCACGUCUCCGCCGCCAUCAAUCGACUGCAGUCUCACCUGCGCGUGUGUCCGGCCCGUUUUGCAUCGACAGCGUCUACUGGAAGCGCCGGUAGCAACGGAGACGACCGUUCCAAAAAAACGGGUUCAAACAAAACGCCGCGACCGGUCGACAGCGAUAUCGUACCUAAUCGAGUGAUUCAGGCGACAAUCCCCAGUUCUCCACGGACAACUCAACAACAGCGUCGGUCGCCAUCGACGGAUCGAAGCGCUGCAAGUGGUACGCACGCGGAAAGUGAGUUCAUCCACUCCAUCGGAGCCGAAACAGUGCCGACGGAAGAGGAAGUCGCCACGUGGCCGUACUACAAACGUCGACGACUGGAGAUCGAAGAGAGUCGACUGCAGCUCGAAAUCAAGAGGGACCAGCGCGCCGAGCGUCGAGACCGACUGGAGGUGGCGAUUCUCGAAACUCAGGCACGGAAAGAGAAGGUGCUCGCUGAGAAAGAGGGGUACGAGUCCAAGGUGCUGCUGGCACUGUCGCGGAAGAAACUGCUGAGUGAGGGAGUGGACCGAGAUGAGAUCGAUCGGAUCUUGCCGGUCCUUUGA